This is a messenger RNA of Oryza brachyantha (malo sina), 1443 nucleotides long. Its product is annotated as E3 ubiquitin-protein ligase BOI-like. Lineage: Eukaryota; Viridiplantae; Streptophyta; Magnoliopsida; Poales; Poaceae. Gene Ontology annotation, molecular function: ubiquitin-protein transferase activity. Gene Ontology annotation, biological process: regulation of programmed cell death. The transcript is spliced from 2 exons. The coding region runs from base 59 to 1132 and encodes 357 amino acids. The record is from RefSeq and is a predicted model, not a curated record.
CGUGUGCGCCGGCCCCCCACCCAUAUAUAGGCGCGCACCGCGCGGGCGUUCGACCGCCAUGGCCGUCGACGCGCACCACCUGCCACCCAUCCAGCCUUCUGCCGCUGCGGCUGCUUUCGGGGACUCCAUGUUCUCGCCGAGGCAGGCGUGUUUCGGCGCCGGGGAGGUUGCCGCCGGCGCCACCGGGGCACUGAUGCCGGGUGUUUGUCAGGAGCAGCAGCUGGUGCAGGGGUACCAGAUGGCGUAUGUGGGAGGUGGAGGAGGAGUGAGGCAGCAGCAGCAGCAGCUGGCGCCGGCGCCGCCGGCGGUGGUGGCGCCGGCGGGGGCGGUGGAGGUGCUGAGGCAGUACUCGCGGAUGUGCGCGGCGGACGCGGCGGAGAGCGGCGUCACAUUCGGCGGCGGGCAGGAGAUGGCGGCGGCUGCUCCCAGGAAGAGGAAGCGCGCGGAGCUACCGGAGGUGGUUCUUGGCGCCGCGGGUGACACCACGGUGUUGGCGCAGGCUCGCCAGCAGCUGGUCGACGUCGAUCGCCUCGUGCUCCACCACACGGCGAAGAUGUGGGCGGAGCUGGCGGAGCAGAGGCGGAGGCACGCGAGGCAGAUGGUGGCCGCCGUGGAGGCCGCGGCGGCGAAGCGGCUGAGGGCCAAGGACGAGGAGAUCGAGAGGGUCGGGCGCCUCAACUGGGCGCUCGAGGAGCGCCUCAAGGGCAUGUACGUCGAGGCGCAGGUGUGGCGCGACCUCGCCCAGUCCAACGAGGCCUCCGCCAACGCGCUCCGCGGCGAGCUGGAGCAGGUGCUCGACGCCCAGGCACGCCGCGGCGGCAUCGCCCUCGCCCUCGCCGCCGCCGGCGACGACGCCGAGUCCUGCUGCUACGGCGAGAACGACGUGGCCGCCGCCGACGAGGAUCAGGAGGCGGCUGCUGCCGCGGCGACGUCGGCCGAGCGGGCGGCCGCCGCCGUCCCUGCAGCCGCCGGGCGCGCGAGGUCGUGCAGGGGGUGCGGCGAGGCCGCGGCCGUGGUGCUGGUGCUCCCCUGCCGGCACCUGUGCGCGUGCGCGGCGUGCGCCGCGGCGGCGACGGCGUGCCCGGCGUGCGGGUGCGCCAAGAAUGGCAGCGUCACCGUCAACUUUUCGUGAACGAUACAUGGAUGGAUGGAUGGUUGCGGCGAAGGAAAUUAAAGGACUAGUCAUUAGAGUAGAUUUUUCUGCUCUUUUCUUUUUUUUUCUUUCUCCUCCGUUUUUGUUUUUGUUGAGCUAGCUGAUGGGGAUAAUAGGGCGAUAUGGUCUAAUGAUGUGGAUAUGAGCGGAUGAGUUUUAAUUUCCUUCUUUUUUGCCUUUUUUUUUUUUGCUGUUGAAUCGAUUGAUCAACAAGGAAACAAAAAACAAUAGAAACUUGGUAACACCUUCAAAUCAAAUCGUUUUGCUUCGCACCAGCAUUGAUUCCUGAA